Molecule: messenger RNA, 1011 nt
Organism: Dujonia railenensis
Lineage: Eukaryota; Fungi; Ascomycota; Pichiomycetes; Serinales; Debaryomycetaceae
Source: the annotation of a GenBank genome assembly
AUGUUUAAGUUGAUAUCUCCCUUUAGCAAGGCAAAGGCGGUGCCUAUGUUCUUCAGCAACACGUACAUCUCGUCGUUUUCGUCGAUAUCGUUAAAGGAGGCUGCUGCCAUCAGGAAGAGUCGAGUGUUCUCUUCCAAUAUUCCUCUCUUGCAGUCUUCGUUUGGCCCUGGGGGAAGAAGACGCAUUGCGAACCUGUACAAAUACGAAUUGAAGUCACUUACAGACAGAUUUGGCAUCCCCAAGAGGAGCGACACAUGGAAAAGAUACAAUCGCCACUAUGGUAACACCCAGUGGGACAAGUUGAAGGGCCCUGCUCUAUUCACUUUGCUCUUCUGCACUACCACUACUUUGGCCAUGCCGUACCUUUUCGAGUACACCCCUCUUGGUGUAUUCAAAAGACAACCGUAUGCCUUGGUAUUGUCAAUAAUAGCCAUCAAUGGAGGUGUCUUCUUGAUGUGGAAAGCUCCACAGUUCAGAAGGUACUUGAACAAAUAUGCCUUGAUCUACAAGGACAACGUAGAAACAUACUGGUCGUUCCUUGGAGCCGCCUUUUCACACCAGAGCUUUGGCCAUUUGUUUGUAAACAUGUUUGUGUUGCAUUCAUUUGGAACAACGUUGUGUACAAUGCUAGGAUCAGCCAAUUUCCUUGCGUUAUACCUCAACUCAGCAGUGAUUUCGUCAUUUAUAUCCAUCCUUAUCCCGGUACUCCUUAGGUUUAACCUUUCCGUGGGUGCUUUAGGAGCUUCUGGUGCGAUUUUCAGUGUAUUUGGAGCAUUCUCAUAUUUGAUUCCUAAGGCACCUAUUGCGCUUUUCUUUUUCCCAAUCCCUGGUGGGUCAUGGAUCGCUUUCUUGGGUGCCGCUGCAUACAACGUUGCUGGAAUAGCAUUCAAGUUUGGUAGGUACGACUACGCGGCGCACCUCGGUGGUGCCAUUGCUGGAGUUGCGUACGGCUGGUGGUACGACAAUAAGAGGAAACAGAUGAGAAGACAAAGGAGAGUGGCGUAUGUCUAG